Quercus lobata is the source of this 1608-nucleotide messenger RNA. RefSeq names its product putative UDP-rhamnose:rhamnosyltransferase 1. The coding region runs from base 85 to 1506 and encodes 473 amino acids. Lineage: Eukaryota; Viridiplantae; Streptophyta; Magnoliopsida; Fagales; Fagaceae. The transcript has a single exon. Gene Ontology annotation, molecular function: UDP-glucosyltransferase activity. The record is from RefSeq and is a predicted model, not a curated record.
CCCAAAGCAAUAAAUAAGCUAACCCUUAAGCCUAUAAAUUUAUCAUACUUAGCAUAAGAUCUUGGAAAUCUCAUACCAAAAGAAAUGGUGAGGGAUCGUCUACAUGUAGUGAUGCUUCCAUUUUCUGCCUUUGGCCAUAUGAUACCCUUUUUUCAGCUCUCCAUUGCUUUAGCCAAAGCAGGAGUCCAUGUUUCCUAUGUGUCAACCCCAAGAAACAUUCAAAGACUUCCCAAAAUUCCUCCAAAUUUAGCAACUUUUAUAGAUUUGGUGGAGUUUCCAUUACCCACAUUGCAAAACGGGGUCCUGACAGAAGGGGCUGAGGCCACCACUGACUUUCCACAAGAGAAAGUUGAGUACUUAAAGGUUGCAUUUGAUCUCCUGCAAACUCCCUUCAAGCAGUUCAUUGCAGAUCAAUUGCCAGAUUGGAUAAUAAUAGAUUUUUCCCCUCAUUGGGCAGUCGAGAUUGCCCAAGACCAUAAUAUCAGGCUUGUGUUCUUCACUGUUAUGUCUGCUGCUACCUCAGUUUUCUUGGGGAAGCCACCAGGAUUUUUUUUUCUCUCUGACCAAACACCAGCUUGGCAGUCACCAGAAAGUCUAACAAAGCCACCGGAGUGGGUUAAUUUUCCGUCUUCUGUAGGAUGGCGGGAGUAUGAGGCGCCUUUUGUACUUUCUGGCAUAUACGCAGACGGUGUUUCUGGCAUGAGUGAUGCUGCUAGGCUUACAAAGGUUCUACGUUCAUGUAAUGCAUUCGCCAUACGUAGUUGUAAGGAGUUUGAAGGUGAGUACUUGAAUUUACACGAGAAAUUGAUGGCGAAGCCGGUGAUUUCAGUGGGUUUGCUCCCUCCUGAAAGACCAGAUGGAACAUCAAAAAUCAAUGACGAGUCUUGGAGGAAGAUCUUCGAAUGGCUUGAUAAACAAUAUCAUAAGUCAGUUGUGUAUGUAGGGUUUGGCAGUGAGUGCAAGCUGAGCAAGGAACAGGUUUAUGAGAUUGCUUAUGGGCUAGAGCUUUCUCAGGUGCCUUUUCUAUGGGCACUGAGAAAACCCACUUGGGCUAUUCAUGACAGUGACAUUUUGCCUUUGGGUUUUAGCAAUCGAACAUCUAGCUUGGGAAUGGUGUGUUUUGGCUGGGCACCGCAAAUGGAAAUUUUGGCUCACCCAUCUAUUGGGGGGUCGUUGUUCCAUUCAGGGUGGGGAUCUGUGAUUGAGAUGUUGCAAUUUGGUCAUUCUCUUGUUGUAUUGCCGCUAGUUUAUGAUCAGUCUCUGAAUGCAAGUCUUUUGGUGGAUAAGCAUUUGGCUGUGGAAGUAGAGAGAGGCAAGGACGGAUCCUUUAACAGGGAUGGUAUAGCUAAAGCUCUGAGACUGGCCAUGGUGUCAGAUGAAGGAGAGGUAUUCAGAGUUCGUGCAAGGGAGGCCGCUGCUAUAUUUGGAGAUGAGAAUCUGCAUCAGCAACACUACAUUGGUCAGUUUGUUGAGUAUUUGAAACAUGGGUCACACAACAUAGAGUGAUUAUCAUUCGUGUCAAAAAGACGAGGUUUCUGACCUUUCAAAUGUGCCAGUAGCAAUACUAAUGAAUAAGCAAAAUCCUCUUAGAUUUUGGAGUUCAAAUAA